GAUAUAUGAUACAGAAUUAUCAAGAUGCUAUGGCUAUAUGUCGUUGGAUAGGGUAUCCAAGCUUAUUCAUUACAUUCACAUGUAACCCAAAGUGGCCGGAAAUCCAACGAUAUGUUCAACUAAGAGGUUUGAGAGCCGAGGAUAGACCAGAUAUUGUUGCACGAAUUUUCAAAAUGAAGCUUGAUUCAUUAAUUAAGGAAUUCAAGGCAGGGCAAUUAUUUGGUCCGGUAAAAGCAUUGAUCUACACAAUUGAAUUUCAGAAACGGGGAUUACCUCAUGCUCAUAUACUUCUUUUUCUUGGUUUGAACACAAGUAUUCCAUGUCAAACUACAGUGGACUCAAUAAUCUCCGCUGAAAUCCCGAGCAAAGAAUUAGAUCCUGAGUACCAUCAAGCAGUCGAGGAGUUUAUGUUACAUAGUCCUUGUGGUGUUGCUAGAAAGACAUCUCCAUGCAUGUGAUCUACACAAUUGAAUUUCAGAAACGGGGAUUACCUCAUGCUCAUAUACUUCUUUUUCUUGGUUUGAACACAAGUAUUCCAUGUUAAACUAUAAUGGACUCAAUAAUCUCCGCUGAAAUCCCGAGCAAAGA
Molecule: messenger RNA, 588 nt
Organism: Ipomoea triloba (trilobed morning glory)
Lineage: Eukaryota; Viridiplantae; Streptophyta; Magnoliopsida; Solanales; Convolvulaceae
Exons: 3
Coding region: 6-458 (150 amino acids)
Source: RefSeq, a predicted model, not a curated record